Cordyceps fumosorosea ARSEF 2679 is the source of this 1002-nucleotide messenger RNA. RefSeq lists its product as hypothetical. NCBI's taxonomy places the organism in Eukaryota, Fungi, Ascomycota, Sordariomycetes, Hypocreales, Cordycipitaceae. The record is from RefSeq and is a predicted model, not a curated record. The coding region runs from base 1 to 1002 and encodes 333 amino acids. The transcript has 3 exons.
AUGCAAAACAUGCAGGGACAGAGCGCCGACAAAACUCAAUCGGAUAUUCUCGAUGGCAUUAACAUGAUGCAAAACCAACUGAACACCCUUGCUGAGCAUUUCGCCCGGAUGAGUGAACGCCUCACAAAAAUCGAAACGUCUGUUUCACCCAAAAGUGACGCCGCUGCCAACCUGGACCUGGCUGUGGAGGAUCGGUGCAAAAUUGAGGGUACGCCGAUCAAUGGGGAGGCAAUCGUCAACUACCAAGUGCAAGACCCUGCUGCUGCUACAGCUGCCGAUCAAGGUACCUUACCCGAGGACGAAGUCGAGGCCGAGCCUGGUCGCCCGAUCCCCCCCGGCGAGCCGGCCAUCCCUCCAAACCAUACAACACUAGCUGGUCUCCUGCUUUACUGGCCAUCCAUUCGAGCACUGACGAAGCACCAUUGCGAGCGCGAAGGGCAGCCCUCGUCAGAGUUCCGCGCUGAAGUCGAAGCCCCUCGCAUUGAUCCUCACGCAAAGAAUGUACAGGACUUGGACCCUCACAUUCUUGAGCUCGCUGAAAAGGCCAUUAAGGCACUUGUUGAGAGCACCAGGGCUUUCCAUGGACUUGGCGACAAACGGCCCGUCAUUACGAGUGUUUUCGGCACCGCGCACGCCCAAUGGGGCAACUUGCUCGUCUUGUCCGCCGCUUUCAAAGAUCCCAUCAUGGGUCAGUAUGUUGAUGAGAAGCUCCUUCGCCAUUUGUUCCAGAGGACGAUUGCCUUUUUGCGCCAAUCGGCUACGGCUACGAGCUCGCUACGAAUUGAUAUGCACAUUCUGGAAGGACUUCAGAACGACUUCUGGGGCAUUGAACCUUCGUACAAUACCAACACCAACAACACGGGAUCUGCAAUGGGCAAUGCGCAGAGUACAACACCACGCAUGUCUUCUGAUAGCAUGGACAUGCCGCCCCCGAGGAAUACUAUCGAAGGCGAGGGAACGCCACAGAUGCCUAACGAUCGGUCGACGCCAGCUCCCAUGUGA